Molecule: messenger RNA, 866 nt
Organism: Drosophila innubila
Lineage: Eukaryota; Metazoa; Arthropoda; Insecta; Diptera; Drosophilidae
Product: serine protease 1-like
Exons: 1
Coding region: 29-829 (266 amino acids)
Biological process (GO): proteolysis
Molecular function (GO): serine-type endopeptidase activity
Source: RefSeq, a predicted model, not a curated record
UGAACAUUUCACAAGUUGCAAUUAGAACAUGAAACUAUUCAUAACAAUUCUGGCUUUGGCAGUCAGCGCUGCCUCAGCAGGUCCCUCGUCAGGCAUUGCCUAUCCCAAGGAUCUGCCGAAAUCCGAUAAGAUCGAGGGUCGCAUCACCAACGGUUAUCCCGCUUACGAGGGCAAAGCACCCUAUACCGUUGGCUUGGGCUUCAGCGGCAACGGUGGUGGCUGGUGGUGCGGUGGUUCCAUCAUUGGACACAACUGGGUCCUCACUGCCGAGCACUGCUCCGGCAGCGCUGAAUCUGUGACCGUCUACUUCGGCGCCACCUGGCGCACCAAUGCCCAGUUCACUCACUGGGUUGGACGCAAUGACAUGAUCAACCACCACGAUUCGGAUAUCGCCUUGAUCCGUAUUCCUCACGUGGACUUCUGGCACCUGGUCAACAAGGUGGAGCUGCCCAGCUACAACGAUCGCUAUAACGACUACAACGAGUGGUGGGCUGUUGCCUGUGGAUGGGGAGGCACCUACGAUGGUUCCCCUCUGCCCGACUGGAUGCAGUGCGUCGACUUGCAGAUCAUUCAUAAUUCCGAGUGCCAGCGUUACUACGGUACUGGUCUUAUCCAAGACAAAAUCCUCUGUGUGCGCGUUAACGAUGGCAAAUCCACCUGCCAGGGUGACUCUGGCGGUCCAUUGGUUACACAUGACGGCAAUAAACUGGUUGGUGUUACCAACUUUGUACCUGCAGCAGGCUGCCAAUCUGGUGGUCCAUCUGGCUUUGCGCGUGUCACCUAUCAUUUGGACUGGAUUCGCGAUCACACUGGCAUUGCUUACUACUAAAAUGCACAGAAAAUAAAAUGAUAUAUUGAAUAUUAAU